Vanessa atalanta (red admiral) is the source of this 967-nucleotide messenger RNA. It is a transcript of the gene Tango2, whose product is annotated as transport and Golgi organization protein 2. Lineage: Eukaryota; Metazoa; Arthropoda; Insecta; Lepidoptera; Nymphalidae. The record is from RefSeq and is a predicted model, not a curated record. The transcript is spliced from 6 exons. Gene Ontology annotation, biological process: protein secretion; Golgi organization. Bases 94 to 915 code for a protein of 273 amino acids. Gene Ontology annotation, cellular component: Golgi apparatus.
AGUUUAUAAUUGUUUUUAUUACAUUAUCUUUCAAAGUCAAGCUCAAAUAGUUGUGUCAAAAUAAUAAGCCUCAACACUAUUCAAAUUUUUGAAAUGUGUAUUUUGUUUGUUUAUAAUGGAGCCAAUGAUAUUGAAAGCGAUUUUAGCCUUAUCCUUAUAUCCAAUAGAGAUGAGAAUUAUGACCGUCCCGCGCAAUGUAUGGCUCCCUGGAGCGAAGACCCGUGUGUUUAUGGAGGUAGAGAUUUAGAAACUGGUUGUGAGAAAGGAACAUGGCUAGCUGUUAGCUCAAAAUAUAAGAAAAUUGGUUUGCUUUUAAAUUUGCCUGGAGUAAAAAAAGAAAAUGCAAAAAGUAGAGGCACUGUAGUAGCUGAUUAUGUAAAAUCUAAUUUGAAGCUGUUAGAUUAUAUUGAAUCAAUUAAAAAUUAUACAAAUAAUUGUAAUGAAUUUAUUUUUGUGUCUGUUGAGUUAGGAAAUUCAUUACCAGAAGUAAAAACCUACACCAAUGCUACAAAUAAAAUCAAUAAAUGGUCUGACACAUAUCUUGGGUUUGGCAAUAGUCUCCCUGACAAACCUUUAAAAAAGGUGCAAUAUGGCAAAAAAUUGUUGAAAAAUAUAUGUACUAAACUAAACAAGCUUAACACAAAACCUGAAUUAUUGAAUGAAUUAAUUAGUUUAUUAAAAAAUCAAGAAAGAAAUUUGCCUGAUCCCCAGUUAGAAGAAAGACAACCAAAUAUUUAUAAAGAACUUAGUUCAAUUUUUGUUGAUAUCCCAAAAGCAAGAUAUGGGACAAGGGCUCACACUAUAGUUCUUGUGACUAAAUCAGGACAAGUUGAUUUAAUUGAACUAAGUUUGAAAUCUCCCAUUAAUAUAGAAAAUGCAGAAUGGGAGAGAAAUGAGUUUCAAUUUAUUAUUUAAUAAUGAUGUUAAAAUAUUAGAAUUAUAAAAACUGUUGAUUAUUUCUUAAUCU